AAAUGCAAAAUCAAUCGUGAACAGAAUAGAAAAUGAGAUUGAAUUCCCGGUGAUUCAAUACAUUUAUCUACAAAGCUCCACGUUUGGCAGUGCCUGCCGUGCACUAAUCUGUAAUAUUAAUGUAGCCUUCGAUGUUUUAUUGGAUAAUUAGGUUUCGUGGGGGAAGGGAAUUUAAUUGCAGUUUCGUUCAGUUGACGUAGAAAUGUAACGAAACGCUUAUUUCAUUUUAAUUAAGCUUAUAUGUAGGCUAUGUUUUACGCAAACGCCUUGCUACAUCAAGAUACUCAAUCUGCACUGCACGGUGACAUUUUAAAUCCUCGCUGGUUUCGCGUCUGCUGAGCUCCGAUUUGUCGUCACAAUUCUUGAAACAGAUCUGGCAUCCAUGUGUACAACAACAAGCACUGGCCAACAAACUGCAUUGGAAGCAAAACUAAAUAGCGGUGCGCGAAGACAAUGUGAUUUAUUUCUGUCAAAUAUGAAAGUAUUAUUGUGAAAUGGAUUAUGCAUCGUUUUGCCUCACACGGAUAAGUCGUGCCAGAAAUGGAUCCAAAUGCGUUUUUCCUUCCAUCGGAAAUUGCCCGACUUUUUGUCGGUUAUUUCAAAGACCAUGGAUUGGUUAACACAUUGGCUGCGUUCCUUAAAGAAAGUCCCCACCUGACGGACUAUUGGCAGUUGCUGAAAAAUGGUUGUGUUCCUCCUAGACAUGUCAUGGGCUAUUCUCUGGACCAGAUCCUCAAGGAAUAUGCUGUUUUAAAAGCUCAGGCUGCACGUUCCAACACUCUUAGUGGGCUACAGCCGAGGACCCCGGUGCAACUGACACAUACUCCGAAUACAUCCGGCGUCUCUGGAAGUGUGUCGGUAGCUGGACAAAGCAAACAAGGUCAAAGAAAGCAGAGAACUAGAACAAGUUCAGGAAAAAGAAAAAAAAAACAAGGGGACAAUGUACCAGGACCGACCUGUGCAACGCCAGUGGCUGUUCCUACAUCCUCACCGUCGUGUGUGUACAGUGAAGGAACUCCGGUCGUCAGUGUCUGUACUCAGGGGGGUGCACAGGACAAAGCACAGAAUAAUGCAAUAUCUUUACGUCCAGCAACUGAAAAGUUUGCGUGUCCAGGGUCAUCAAAGUGGGGUACUUCAACUUACAACCCUGAGUUUGAUCUCUUGGAGAAUGUGUUACGACAAAGUGACAUUCCCAGCAAGCUUGCAGACUCCAUCAACAAGGCUCUUCAUGUCGUCCGAGAAACAGAACAGGGGACUAGUGGCAACCAAGCUGCUGCACAGAAUGGCAAAGAGGGUGAAGCAGAAAUUAACAUCGACUCCAUUGUGGAAAUGACAGAGUCCGAUCCAGCUUUCCAGAAUUUUCUCAGAGUCUUUCAGCAUGAUGGCGCUAUCCCGGUAUCGGGGUUCAGUGUCACAGAGUUACCUCCACUGGACAACACUGCCCACAUCCCAGAUGACAUACAAGGUUCUCUCCAAGAAGUCACAGGGAGCAGUUAUCAAGCAAAUGUACCGGCGGCGUCAGAUCAGCCAGCAGCGACAGCGCUCGAGGGUCAGGGGAGCUCUCUAUACUCAGCCAAUCACGAACAACCGAGCACAGGGGAACAACUGAAUGCAGGAUCUCAGCCGUUGCUGCACACUGGUGACCAAGAAGGAAGUCAUCAUGCGGUCACUCAAACAACGGUCACUCCGCUACAUCCACGGGCAAUGGUCACUUCGCUACAGCCACCCUCAACAAUUUCUUCGCUAGAUCCACAUACAAUGGUCACUCCCCUUCAUCCACACACAAUGGUCACUUCACUACAACCACCGACAACUGACACUUUGCCACAGCCACUACAACCUCCCACUGUGGAGGGGCACCAUUUGACUACCUCGCCAGUUGGUCAGCCUUGUGAAGGGUCAACAUACCCUGACCUCAGCAGGUCUCGAGACUUUCACGGACUGCAAGAUUCGGGAGAGAAUUCUUAUUCUGUACAGGGAGUAGUUAGUAAUCAGCAUGAACCCGUACCACUUCCUUCUGGAACUCAAGCUCAAGGUUGUUCAGAUAUAAUCACUGAAGAUGCUAAUCAUCAAGUCAUAAAUAAUGAAAGUGGGGGCUUUCAGCUUGUGCCUAGCAGUCAGGGUGAAAAUGGUUCACACGAUUCUGUGACUCACCCUGUGGAAAGUGAAAAUAGUGUACAAAGUUUGUUAAAAACAGCGAAAGAUGCAAGUGAAGAACCAGAGACGGUUGAAAAUCCAGCUUCAGUUAAUAUAUCACAUGAAAAUCCUACAUCGAAGAACCGUCAUAUAUCUGGAGAUCAUUCCGCCAAAACAGAGUCUUUCAACAAGCCUAAAAGUGCAAGAAAAUUGCCCAGUCCAAAAAGAUAUGGGUCUGGUCACUCACGUUUUGGCAUGGAUGAUAAUUCUCUCUCUGUUUUUUCUUUAAUCGAAAAGAAAGUCGCAGACAUGACGGGUGAGACAUUUGUGCACAGAUCACAGAGAGCAUCUCAACACAGUGUCGGGGGAGAGGGGCUGGUAGAGGGGGCAUCGACGGUACCAGUCUCAAAGGUUCAUUCCGAGGUGAGACCUGUUCCUGAAACCGACAGAGAGGAAAACAGCUUCAGUGGAGUCUUUGCUUCCUCUUUGGAGACUUCGGAUUCUGUGGCUGUUAAUCCUAAAUGUUCGACUACUUUUAAAACAGUAUGUUAUACAGAUGCUGAUGAAAAAUCAGUCAGAAGUUCAGGGGCCCCUUCGCAAUCUCAUCAGGAUGUAAGGUCUCCUGUUGAUAAAACAUCAGAGGAUGCAAGCGAUAGAAUACCAAGUCCUGAUCACAUGGAUGAAGUUCCGUCUUCCCCAGACUUUGUUGACGAACCAAAUCGUGACUCAGAUUCUUUGUCUUCUUCGUCUCAUAAUGAUAAUGAUGUCAGAAAGCAGCAGGAGGGUGCCAUAUCAUCUCAGGAAAGAAGAAGCAAUCUUGAUAACAGAGAGUUAUCAGGCAAAGAAAGUGCCAAAUCUAGUUCUAGUGUCGACAGAGUGGGUCAGUCUUGUGAACCAAGGAGACUUCCUUUGUUUCCUUCCUCUUUUGAGCGAGGCAGUGGAAAAGGAAAAAUGUCAAACUUUGGCAAAAGUUUAGAAAAUCUGAAAAGUGAUAGUAAACUAAAUUGUACCUCCAAAACUGUAAAGUGUGUUGAGAAUUCGGGGCACUAUGGAUGCAGUGUGACCUUGAGCUCCCCUCCAGGCGCAAGAGACGGAACGUCUCCGAAGCAGAUCACAACGGCUCAGUUAAUGUCCACCAGCCUUCCUGCAGACUGGGCUAAACCUUUGGACGACGAUGUUUUUAAAUCUCCUCGGUCAGCGUUCAGAGCUCUGAUUGAUCAGUCAGAAAAACCAGACAGUUUUCUGUGGACUAGCGCUAGCACGGUCCGUUUGGACACAGGCAGGGCUAAGAGCGUCUUUUCUGUCAACCGAGGUCACACGCCAUUCAUUCCAGAGCAUUGCAAGAAGGUGCCAUCUCGUAGGAUUGCUCCGAUAGAAGUUUCCUACUCCACGCCAUCUCCUCUGCAAGAACUGCCGGCCAGCCCAAUGAACUUUGUCAUAGACGGGCCUCCGUCAGAGCCGCCUUCCCCUCUGGAGAGGGUUGGAGAGGUGGUUGAACCGGGCAGCAGUAAAACCAGCAAAUCGUUUCAGCGCCAUGUGUCGGAGUCCUCGUCUGCUCUAGAAAAACUUGGUAUCCGGAUGCCCCUCAGUCCAUCCAGGCGCAAGCCACGGAGAUUGGUGCCGACCCAGCUGAGAACUGUGAAAGGAUUUGGAUCUUCAUUCCUUCGAAAGAUGUCAACAGACUUUCAUUUCGAUGAUGCGAAGACCGUCAGCAGCUCCUCAGAUAUGACAACAGCGUCUCAAUCUGAGGAGGAAGCGUUCCGGCAGCUCAAAUCUUUCCUGUCAACGUCGUACAGCAAGCCCCAGCCGCAGCAGGAAAUAACGUCCACCAGUCCCAGCCGGAAGCCCUCCAAGUGCAGGUGUUCUUCCAUCGACACUUGCAAACACCGAAAAGGGAAAUUACAAAGGGCACUGCUGGCCACUGUACUCGAAGGCAGAGACAAGACUCCGGCCAGCCGAGAAGUCACCGAAAGGAUAACACCAACAACUGACAUUCCUGUUCAUUUUGUGUCUGAAAAAGUAUUGACUGAUCGUGUGUCUUAUGGUUUGGCUGAAAAGCCCCCCUCUAAUAAUACCUCACAAGCUGAUGGAGAGAAAGAAAGUGAACACAAUGACUGCCCAAGGAUAACAUCUGCUGAUGGGAUAAGAACACCACAGCAAGAAGAUCCCAGUCUUAAUUGUCCAGAAACUUCAUCAGCAGAAAAGAUAUUGACUGAUAAUUUAUCUUGCUGUGUGACUGAAAGGCCUCCAUCUAAUGCCUCACAAGCUGGUGAAGAAAAAGAAAGUGAACGAAAUGAAGGUGCAGGUAGAACAUCUACAGAUGAGGUGAGACAACAGCAGCAAGAAGAUCCCAAGGUAAAUUGUCUGGAAACUUCAUCGGCAGUUGAGGGCUCCGCUGUAUUGAACUACUUAAGAAAAGAGAGCCUCAUGUCUCUUUCUCAGUCAGACAGCAGUAGGAAUUCAUCUUUUGCAGCCGUUGGGGUAAUCGAGUUCUGUUCUGAUGCUGCUGCUAAGCGUGAUAGUUCGUUACGUGAAGAAAAUGGAACCAAGGCAGGGCAGGUUAGUGAGCUGCAUGCUGAGAACCUUCCGAAUUUUACUGAGGCUCCUGAAUCAGUCUAUGCCUCGGAAAAUUAUGUUACACCUUUACCUUCUGUGACUUGUGUUGCUGCAUCAUGCUCGUCUGUUGCACCACCUACGACCACAUACUCAACAGCAUCCGCAUCUGAAGCGCAGAUUUCGGCGUCUGGACCGUUUACGUCGUUGCUAAACCAGCCCGUGACUCCGGCAAAUGUCAGUUCCCUCAUGACGAAUGAGCAGAGUCUGUCGGGUUUCAUCUCGGGGGCUCUGAGAGUGGCUCAUAAUAUUCCACCCGAGCAGUUUCCCAUCCAGACUUCAUCUUUCCCAGAGCAAGGCCUCGCUGUGGAUAGCUCUAGGUACACCGACGGAGGAGCAAACCAUGAUUAUUCUUAUCCUUUACCAUUAACAGUUAGUUCUCAAACAUUACAGGAGUCUCAGGGUGAAGAGGUACACCUGGAGGACAUCAGUCACAGGAGUCCUGUUUUGUCACUGCCCGCUGGUCAAGACAAUGUCAAUGCCUCGGGGGAUUUCCACAUAGAGACGUCAAAAGAUAAUGGUGGACCUUCUUAUGAAAAAAAUUCCUGGGGACACGAAAUGUCUGUGGGCAUGCUUGAACAAAGCGGACAAUUUUCACCUCAUCCGAGAACAUCUGGUGUUUGUUCAGUGACAUCUGCUCCCCAAGCAGCCAAAUCUGUGAGGUCUAGCAGACGAUCCAAGAAGUCUCUGACAAACACAUCUGAGUCUCAAGCAAGGAAAUCUUGCUUCAUCGUACCAAAGCUGGUGGAGAAAAGCACAACAGAAACUGAAUUGGAGAAAAUACAACUUCAGCAGCUUAGCAACGCAAACAACUUCCCCAAAAUUUUACCCAAACCUCUCCCUGGUGUGGUGUGUAACACAGUGCUGAAGGAUAUACAUGUCGUCACAGGAGACAACCAGCAGUUAGUCAUUGUGUUACCCCCAGACUACCAGGAACUCCUCCAGGAUGUUGUCCCUGGGACAAACACAGCGUCGCCAGUUUCUGAACACACCAGUAGUCCAGGCGUCGCGCACUUGAGUAGUGCUCAGGAAGUGCAGGUUCAGUACCAGCAAGAGAAUCCUCAUGGACUGAGCUUGUGUGUCAAUCCAACGAGUGUAACCUCGUCUAUGCUUAGUCCAGCUAUUCCGGUAAACAGCUCUGAUGUCUCAAGAUUUGUUGAGACUCCUGCUGACGAAGUAGGCACUCCUCUUGUCACCACCAACAGUAAUCAUAAAAGUAAAGUGUUAACACAGUCUUCAACGGAAAAACCGAGCUGUGCAAAAAUGAAUGUUCCCUGGCCAGAUUUAGAAGAGGAUUUUGUGCCCCCAGUGAGUUCUGUUGGUUCAGACAAUCUGACAGAGGAAGAAAUGCUCAGCGCAAGAGAAACGACGAAAAGGUCACGUAAGAAAAGCAAUACGAAACAGAAGUCGGCAGAAAAGAUACGGUCUGUUUCAAAGGACCCAGGAGAGAAACCGGCAUCGAAAAGUUUGUCAGCUAGCCCUGGCAAGGGACAAGGACCUCUGAACAAAUCAGAUUCAACUGUUCAGAAAGCAAAGAAAGUGCUGAGUAUCGGGAAGAAAGCAGAAAUGGCGAAAAUCAGUCCAAAGAACAACCCUAAAGUAACUAGUGCAAGUGAUGUGUCGAAACAGGACAAGCAGGCUUCAAAGGGAGAGAAAACACUUGAUCAGGGUAAUAUUUCUGGUGGAUUAAGCCCAAUGGACUUGUCAGUGAAAAAGCCAGGCGAUUCAGAAAACAAAAUGUCGGGACGCAAAAAGGGCUCUGGCUCUAAAGGUAAGACAGGUUUAUCCAAACACCAAGGCAAGGAUGAGAAGAAAAACGAGAACAUCUCAAAAGACAAGCGCAAUGAGAAAGAUUCCAAAGAAACCAAUGUCAGUACAGAAAAGCUAGUCUCCAAAAAGAAAUCGAAGUCGGCAAUAACACCGUCAAAGCAGAAACUUCAGAGUUCAAAGAAAUAUUCGAAAUCUGUUAUAAAAUUCCAAUUUGAAUCUCCUGGAAAAAGGGAUCAGAAUCAGUCUGCUGAACAAAGAAGCUCCAAAAAAAGGAAAAUGGGGGACCGCGAAAGUGAAGAUCCAAGUCCGAUGAAACAACCUUGUAACUCAAAAAGACAGAAAGUUGAAUCUGACAGCUGUGACAGCCCUAAUGCUCCAGGACCAAGCUCCGUAAACUUCUCCAAUAUCCUCAAGAAAGGCAGCUCUAGUAAGAAAGGUGCAGCAUUGCAGCAAAUACAGGAAAAGUUGAACUCUUCUGAAAGCGACUUGAAAGGGAAGAGGUCUCUACUGAAGACUUUUGAAAAGGUGGCAGCAGACUGUGCUCUGAGCAGUGCUGAGGUUGAGGAAGAUUGUUUGGACUCUCAUAAUAAAGAUGAGUAUUCUGGUGAGGCAACCAAGGUGUCGCAGAAAAGCAAACUGAAAGACCGUACAAAAAAGCUUUCAAACGGUUCAAGUGGAAAACGGAACAAAGUGGGUGAACCUCCUCCGCCCUCGUUGAGCCCGUCCAGUGUUGUGAUGGACGAUGAUGAAGCAGAGUCUGCACCUAGAAAAUGUGUGCCUCCAAGACGAAUUACGAGCCAGUAUGUGACAGUAAAAGAGGACAAUUGUGGCGGGGAUGUUAUCCAGAUUGGUCCAGCCUUGCAAGAGUCGUUUUUCUACUGUACGGCUAUGAGGAGGAAAUCAGUUUCCUUGACCAGCCUUGCAGGAGAUCACAGAGCUCAGGGAAGUUCAUUAGAAAAUGAAACAACAUUUCAUACUCCUUCUCCACCCCUUCAAACAAACGCUGAAAGCAAUGUACAAAAAAAUCUACAAGGUUCUCAGAGGCGUCCUGGGAAGUUUACUCGUUUGAGUUUGAGCUCCUCUAAUAAAACAAAAAGACCUGAAGCUGACACUGGGAAGGCUGUUCAAAAGAAUGCUGGAGAAACUCCUCAUAUUCCCGGGAAUACAAAGCUUUUAGUUUCCAUGAAUAGAAAUGAAAGGUUUGAAUGCUCCGAGUCCACGUUUGUUAAAUCGAUCCCCAAGUCUGACCUUCAAAGUAUCAUAGCCAGUGUUGGUUUUCAGCUCUCCCAGGCUCAAGACAGACAUACCGAGGAGCCAGCUGGUUCUUCUGUGUCAGGGGGUAUGGUGAAUGAGAAACGGGAAGGCCGGAAAAGAAGGAAGCAAUUGGCCCCACAGCCUUUCAAAGGACACAACCGGAUAGAUCCAACGGAAAGGGGCGGCAAAAUUAAACUGAGACUUCCAAUCAGGCAAGGAGAUGAGCCAACAAGCGAGCCAAAGAAAGCAGCACAUGUGCCCGUAUGUGGGCCUGAUUCGAAUACAAAAAAUGUUCCUGAAGAUGCUCGUAAUACGGGUAAUGGAGUUGAUGGUGUUACUCAGGGGCAGGGGCAGGGCCAGUUACGUGACAAAAGCUCAAAUGUCCAGGAGCAAAUGGUUGAUGCUGUCUCUGAUACUUCGCCUCAAGUGGUCACAAACGUACCGGAUGUAGAAACAGCCGCGGCUGUUGCUGCUCUCCGGUUCAGCAUGGGAGAUGAGAGUGUCCAGGAACCACUCAGGAGUGAGAACCAGACUGAGACCCACUACAGAGAAGACCAACAGCAACAGAGAGAAGGGAUAAAACUCACACCAGGAGGCCAUAGAUCCAACAGCCCUGACAUCGUUCCAAGUUCUCAGGUGAUUUCAAACAUACAGACGUCUGUCAGAAAUUAUCCCAUGUCAACGUCUUCCCCAACCAAAAACUUACCGCCGAAAAAGAGGCUCUCUACAGAAGCUUUAUAUCCUGCCUCGUUACAUGAUGCUUAUUUGAGGUCACCAACGAAAUCAGAUCAGUUUGAUUUUAGAAAUGUGCGUUUUUCCCAGUCUUCGUCUGGAGCUGGAAACAACGCCAAUCAGUCAGAUGAGCUAAGGCCACCCUUUGAACAAAUUUCAGGUUCACAUUCUCAGUUAUCUAAUAGAGCCAAUUCAUUUGGCUUGAAGCUUUCUUCACAACUUGAAGAUACUGCCCUUGAUCUUUCUAAGCGUAGCACAGAGGCUUCUUUCAGUGAACUAAGGAAGUUAACAACAGUGACUCGGACAGAUACUCACGCCAUUCCUGAAAUCCAAUUGGAGCCAUCUUUUGUAAAUAAUGAAAGAACUGCCUCAACAGCAGAUGGGGUGAGUGCAAAUACUGGUGGAAACGAACCUCAGGGUUUCACCCCGUUGGUGCCAUCAUCUUCAUCUCUGUGUCAGGCCACAACGGGACAAUCUCGUCAAGAUGGUUUCGUCACAAAAGAAUCAUCUGACCACCCUCAAAGCAGAAAGCCCUCUCAAACUGAUGACGUGAUUCCUGACUCACUCCCGUCUCCCGGUGACCGUAACAAUCCCAACCGUCGCCACUCAUCAGUAGGUGGCUCCUCACCAAGAACUAAGUGGCAGUCAGUGACGUCAGACUCCAGUUACAGAAGUGAGGAAAACGGUUCUGAUCAAGCGAUCACAUCUGCUCGCCAAGAGUCCACGUCUGCUGAGGGCACCGGUGUUCAGGCGUCUCCAGCCUGGUCCAAUAAAUCCUCACCCG
Aplysia californica (California sea hare) is the source of this 9289-nucleotide messenger RNA. RefSeq lists its product as uncharacterized. The record is from RefSeq and is a predicted model, not a curated record. Gene Ontology annotation, molecular function: protein binding. Lineage: Eukaryota; Metazoa; Mollusca; Gastropoda; Aplysiida; Aplysiidae.